Messenger RNA from Pisolithus orientalis, 1441 nucleotides. RefSeq lists its product as uncharacterized. The coding region runs from base 135 to 1292 and encodes 385 amino acids. NCBI's taxonomy places the organism in Eukaryota, Fungi, Basidiomycota, Agaricomycetes, Boletales, Pisolithaceae. The record is from RefSeq and is a predicted model, not a curated record. The transcript is spliced from 10 exons.
GUACGUUUGGCACACGAGACCAGCCUCGUUUGUUUGACGCAAUCUCCUGCGAUGUAAGUACCUAACGAGUUGGGGCACUUAAAACGAGACAUGUGUGAGAUUCAGGUCGCCAAAACUGUUCCCUUCCUGCUCGGAUGUCCACCAAUACUGGAAAAUCCAAGAAAGAUCACCUUCCUACCUCCGAGUAUGAAGACUGGGGGUUUGAAAUCCUCGAUCCUGUUCCCCCUUAUUCUCCGGAGGAACUGCUGAAAAUUGUUGAUGUGCUUGGGUCCCCAGAAGCUAAGUCAGCACUUCAAAAAGCAGUUCAAGACCUAGGGAGCUCUGCGUACUCCAUCGACAUAUGCUUCAAUAAUGUCGCCGAGGGUCUCCGCAAGGCUCACACACAAGGCACACAAGCGCAGAAGCAGCAGUUGCAGGGAUAUGCUGACAACUGGGCCGCACACCACAAGGAAUACACGUGCCUCCUUUGGGAAUCGCGCCGCAUUGCCGGACAUGCUCGUGUGAUUGCGAAUGAUUUCGCUGGGGACUUCCUGAGCCUAAUGGAUACGUCUGACAUGACACUUAGUGAAAAGAAGGCAGAAAUUCAAGCAUACCGCAAGCAAUUAGACGAGGACAUGAAGAAGUCUUCAGACCUUUCUCAGCGCUUUGAUGACCUGCGUAAGGCUGUGGUGAAUUUUGGGGAUGACAUGGCGGAGUUCCUCAGUUCUUGUCGCAACAUACCAGUUGCACUUCAAAUCGCAGCGAGAAAAGUGGCUACACUUAAACAGGAGAUCACCAAACUUGACACCGCUCUUUCUUGGUCUAUUGGCAUUGCCUUGGGUACAGCUGGUGUUGCAUUGGCCGCCAUUGUGCUUGGUGUGCUUUGCCCACCUCUGUGGAUUUUUCCCGUUGGCAUAGGGGUGCUAAGCGCCCAAGUAAGUAGAAAUAUACACAAACAACUUCGGAUGAAAAAAGAUAAACUGGCAGAGUUAGGAAAGCAACAGAUGCAGCUUGAAGAACGGAGCAGAAGUUUAGAAGGAAUGCACAAAAUAUAUGCUACCCUCGACCCUAUGAAAUCUGAUAUUGAGCUAAUCAAAGAGAAGCUGGCAGUGUUCGGGCAGAUAUGGCAACUGGUUCAUGCGGACCUCAACACUGUCGAAAAGGGCCUUGAACUCGCAACAAGCGCUGCCGGUGUUGCUAUGUUCAAACGCCGACUUCAGACGGCUUCUAAGGUGUAUGCUUUGCUCGCAGACACUCUUUACCAGUAUGAGACCAAUGUUCACAUACAGAGGAUCGGCAAACUUGAAGACUGAUCCAGACUGCCGUGAUUUGUCCUUUUUGAUCUUGCUUUCUUUGUAACAACUCCGCGUACUACUAGUACAAGUUGAAAGUUAGUCUCGAAAACCAGCUGUUCCGGGAGAUCGGAUAUCCGGUGCACGUUGCGGGGUACUGUCACUUGACC